AUGCCAUCUUCAAAUUCCUCUUCAUCUGCGCAACCCGACAAAGACGAAAACCCACGUCCAAACACACAAUCAACAUCAUCGUUCCCAAUUCUUUAUAUCCUCUUCGUACUAAUCUUCCUCAUCGCCCUCUUUCCGCCCCUCUUCCACGCUCUCUGGACACUCCCUCUCAAACUACUCCUCCCAAGCACAUACAGUUCCGCUCUCUCGCCCGCCCGUUAUACCAAGCCAGCCAUCAUGUCUUGGACACAAAAGACCAUAUCUCUCCCCUCUAAAUCCCGCGGCUCAUAUCUCGUCACCGACCACAUCGUCUCUUCGAUUCCCGAAAUCAAGAACUAUAAAGUUGGGCUUCUGAAUCUCUUCAUUCAACAUACGAGUUGUGCAAUUAGUUUGAAUGAGAAUUGGGAUGAAGAUGUUAGGGCUGAUAUGAGUGAUGCGUUGGAUAGGAUUGCGCCAGAAGAUAGGAAAGGAGAGUUGUAUAGACACAGUGCGGAAGGACUGGACGACAUGCCGGCACAUAUCAAAUCAGCGUUGGUUGGAGCAAGUGUUACGAUUCCUAUCACGAAUGGAAAGUUGAACACAGGUACCUGGCAAGGGAUAUGGUAUCUGGAGUUCAGAUCUAGCAAACAUACUAGGAAGGUUGUUGCUACGAUCCAGGGUGAGAAGAUGUAA
Messenger RNA from Botrytis deweyae, 669 nucleotides. RefSeq lists its product as uncharacterized. The transcript has 2 exons. The coding region runs from base 1 to 669 and encodes 222 amino acids. The record is from RefSeq and is a predicted model, not a curated record. Lineage: Eukaryota; Fungi; Ascomycota; Leotiomycetes; Helotiales; Sclerotiniaceae.